AGAGGAUUACGACGCUGCCGAUUCGCUAUUUCCUAUUUUGAGAGGAUAACUUCAUAAUUGGGCACAGUUAUGUGUGCAAGCUAGCGAAACGUGUCUCGACAGUAGUAUGGCAGGCUUUCCACUCAGUGCAAGGACAUACAGUGGAUCGAUUCGGAACAUGUUCGUCGUCGUUAGCUUUAAGGCAGAAUCUUGAUGUUUAUUUGUGGUAUCAUCAAAGAACAGAAUUACUCUUUCUGGAUGCUGCGUUCAUAAUCAAUCAUCCCGAGGUGCGUGAUUUCAAUAUGAGAGAUCGAGGAUGAUCCAGAUCCUCGGCAUCAUCUACUCUUUUCGAAAUCAUCCAUGAGAGCAUAAAUAGAAUUGGAAGAAGAUGGAGUCGAUGUGGGAACACGAAGACCAGCCGCAUUGGCGAGACUACCUGAUGGCCGUUUUCUUUGCCAGCUUCUUCCCAGUUGCACGCCUCUUCCUGGAUAGCAUCAUCUUUGAGAAAUCUGCGAGAAGAUUGCUAUUCUCCGGUGAGAAAAAAGUCACGAAGAAACGAUUGCUGGAGGUUAAUGAGAAGAAAGUCUCGAAGUUCACCGAGUCAGCAUGGAAGUUAACCUACUACAUGUUUACAACCACCACGCUACUUCUCUCCGCCCGUAAUGAGCCAUGGUUCGGCAAGACCGAGCAUUUUUGGAUCGAGUGGCCCAAUCACGCAAUCAAGUUCAAGCUUAAGGUGCUGUAUGCGUUUCAGUGCGGGUUUUACGUCUACAGCGUGGCUGCCUUGAUGGUGUGGGAAACUCGUCGGAAGGACUUCGGCGUGAUGAUGGCCCACCACUUCAUCACCAUCGGUCUUAUCGCUUUCUCUUACGUGCAAGGAUCAUACCGAGCGGGGAUUAGCACCCUGCUAUUGCACGACAUUAGUGAUGUGUUUUUGGAGAUCGCCAAGCUGUGCAAAUACUCACACUUUGAGGUGGGCGCCAGCGUGUGCUUUGGCCUCUUCGCCCUGUCGUGGUUCGUUCUUCGUCUCGUCAUCUUCCCCUUCUGGAUCAUCUGGAGCAUCAGCGUGGAAGUAAUGCAAUACCUGGACCUCGGGGGCAAUAAAGAGUUCAAACAGUACUACUUCCAAAGCACUCUCCUCAUCAUGCUCUUCAUCUUCCACAUCUAUUGGUGGAUCCUCAUUUGUCGAAUGCUUGUGAAGCUGUUCCGAGAUUCAGGCAAAGUGAGUGACGACGUCCGAUCAGACUCCGAGGGCGAGGACUGACGCUGUGCAUCUCGGUUGUGAAUAGCUUUGCUAUUGCCCAAACUUCAACCAUGAUUCCACUCCAGAAAGUCCAUCUUGAUCUACAACCAUGAAAUGACUUGCCCAUCUUCCAAACUCUCCUGCGUGUAUGCCCCUGCUGCCUAUUGUUGCUGGAUCUGCAGGCAACAGGGAAACACAAUGGACGAUUCAACUUUGGGCAGCUCAUUAACUCCUCAAGGUCAUGAAAUUAUCCUUGGAUUUGGUGAGUUAAAUGGAGGCAAAUUGGGUUUUGCUGUCUACAGAGAAUCCAGGUAAGUUAUCACUACUCAUCUUUGACAAGGUCAACGUCACAUGAAGUGGCUGUGUGGUGGUGAGGUCUCUUCAAACAGCACAAGACAUCAGUUAUAAUGGACUCCUACUCGUGCAAUAGUGCCGCUCAUUUACUUCAAAGCUGUUUGUGUGCUCACUGUGGUGUGAUGUGAAGCUGGCUGAUUCCUCAACUCUCCUGUAGCUAAAGCUCUUAGCCACCAGUUUUGUGUUCUCUUGAAAGUUUUGGAGUUACAGCUGUGGAUAGAUUCGAAACGUUUUUAUUUUUUUUCUUCUUUUUUUCAUUUUUGAUUCAUUGUGUUAUUCUGGAGCAUCUUCCAUUCUAUGAAACAUCCUCUUUUAUGUAGACAAUAGCCUAAAGAGCAGGUUUAGGUUUCAGUUGUUGCAUGUGUACAAUCCAAAACUGCAAUUAUUUAUUUAUUUAUUUAUUUAUUUAGCUUCCUUC
Molecule: messenger RNA, 1994 nt
Organism: Physcomitrium patens
Lineage: Eukaryota; Viridiplantae; Streptophyta; Bryopsida; Funariales; Funariaceae
Product: ceramide synthase 1 LOH3
Biological process (GO): ceramide biosynthetic process
Cellular component (GO): endoplasmic reticulum; membrane
Molecular function (GO): sphingosine N-acyltransferase activity
Source: RefSeq, a predicted model, not a curated record